Molecule: messenger RNA, 884 nt
Organism: Amphimedon queenslandica
Lineage: Eukaryota; Metazoa; Porifera; Demospongiae; Haplosclerida; Niphatidae
Product: ATP-dependent RNA helicase DDX39A-like
Exons: 6
Molecular function (GO): ATP binding; nucleic acid binding
Source: RefSeq, a predicted model, not a curated record
AGAGAAAGGUAUGAAGAGGAGAACACUGGUUACAAAGACGGACCACAUGACGUACAUUGGUACCAAUUACGAGACUGAGGGAACCAUGAGCACCUUCCCUUUUAGAAACAAAUGAUGUGACAAGACUAUUUAAUUAAAGACCUUUUCACACUGGCAAAAGUAUAUGAUUGGUGUUCUUGAUAAAGAGACUGGUACUAUGGAGUUACAUAAUACUGAUAUAUUUCAUAUGACACCUUAUAUCAAAGGUAAAACUGAUACCCCAGUGACUGAUCCUAAUCCCUCCAAGCGUAAGUCCUUAUCCAAGGAAGAGUAUUCUGAGGGUCUUGAGAAAGUGAUGAUGUCAUUCGGUAGCUCUCGGGCAAAGAAGGCGUGGUCAGCAGCUAGGAGGAAUCAUAUAGACUGACAAGUCUCUGUUCUUGUAAUGUGCUAUGCCAGUGCAACACGAGUGUAUUCCUCAGGCUAUUUUAGGCAUGGACGUCAUCUGUCAAGCAAAAUCAGGUAUGGGCAAGACUGCUGUCUUUGUCAUAGCGACGCUUUAGCAACUAGAGAUAGUUGAGGGACAAGUCUCUGUUCUUGUAAUGUGCCAUGCCAGGGAAUUGGCCUAUCAAAUAUACAAGGAGUAUGAACGAUUCUCCAAGUAUUUUGAUAAGGUCAAGACCUCUGUGUUCUUUGGCGGCAUCAGUGUCAUGAAAGAUGAGGAGACUCUCAAGACUAACUGCCCACACAUAGUGGUUGGCACUCCUGGUCGCAUCCUGGCUCUGGUGAGACAGAAGACGCUCAACCUUCACAAUGUGAAGCAUUUCAUAUUGGAUGAGUGUGACAAGAUGCUUGAGCAACUGGGUAAGCACUUAUUAUACAUGUAUUUAUUCCUUUACCUGUAUUAA